CGAGCACUUGCAGCGGCGACAACAGGUUCACAUUUCUCAAUCAGGAGCCUCUCUCGAGCCGUACGCGCCCCCAUGCCGCAGCAGUCAGGGUCUCAAAAGCGCUCCGCUGCUCAUCUUGAGCACGAUGAACCAGGGCCCUCCACCAAAGUCCAGAAGGUGUUUCCCAUAUUCACGGGCGUUGCCGCAAGCGACUCCAGGUUCCGUUGGAUAUCCCCAGCACUUGGUCCCAAACGUUCAUGCCUCCAUGGCGUGAAUGGUGAGCCCAAAGCCUCGCCCAAGGUUGCCGCGUUCGACCUCGAUGGGUGCAUUAUCAAGGGCGCCUUUCCUCCCAAGAAAGGCACUCCGCCCAAGUUCGAUUGGUGGAAUAAAAUCGUGCCUAAGAAGCUGAAAGAGGUCCAUGAGCAGGGCUAUUCAGUGGUCAUCAUGACCAACCAAGGUCUGCGGACGACUGCUCAGAUCAGUGAUUGGAAAAUGAAGAUUCCUCUCAUUGCGGCUGCUUUGCCCGAUGUGCCGUUUCGCAUCUUUGCGGCUACGGAGAAAGAUGGCUACCGUAAACCCUUUCCGGGCAUGUGGUAUGAGUUAGACAAGAUUUUCGCCCAAGAGAACGUGGGAAUAGACAUCCCCAGCUCUUUCUUCGUUGGCGAUGCUGCCGGUCGUCAAAGCGAUCACUCAUCGACUGACAGGAAGCUUGCCCUCAACAUCGGAAUCCCUUUCCAUACACCCGAAGCCUACUUCCUUGGCCUACCAGAGGCUUCAUAUACCCUUCCUGGUUUCCAUGUGUCAACGCUGCCUAAGGAUGAGCCCCAUCUUGUUCCCGCACAUCCACCGCUCCUCCCAGCACCGGCCUCACCUGAACUCGUGCUAUUUGUCGGGUACCCCGCGUUAGGCAAAACAUCCUUCUUCCGCACCCACUUCGCACCAGCCCACUAUACCCAUAUCAACCAGGAUGCCCUCAAGACCCGCGAUAAGUGCGUCAAGGCUGUCGAUCAGGCCCUUAAGGACAAGCACGAUGUCGUAGUCGAUAACACGAACCGUGACAAGGAGACGCGCCAAUAUUAUAUCGGCCUCGCCAAGAAACACAAGGUUCCCGUUCGAUGCAUAUACUUUGCAGGUUCGAUAGAACUGGCUUGGCACAAUAAUCUAUACCGUGCCUUCAACAUGCCGCCAUCUGUCGCCGCUGCAGAGCCUAAACGAGAGCUUCUACCAUACUCAGCUUUCGCAAGCUUCCGCCAGAAGUUCCAAGAGCCAUCCGUGGACGAGGGCUUUUACGAAGUCCGCAAAGUCAAUUGGUUAUUCGAAGGAGAUGAAGAGGCCAAGAAGAGGUGGAGCAUGUGGCUGCAGAUAGACGGGAAAUAG
Messenger RNA from Dichomitus squalens LYAD-421 SS1, 1356 nucleotides. Its product is annotated as PNK3P-domain-containing protein. NCBI's taxonomy places the organism in Eukaryota, Fungi, Basidiomycota, Agaricomycetes, Polyporales, Polyporaceae. Gene Ontology annotation, molecular function: ATP-dependent polydeoxyribonucleotide 5'-hydroxyl-kinase activity; polynucleotide 3'-phosphatase activity; double-stranded DNA binding. Gene Ontology annotation, biological process: DNA repair. The record is from RefSeq and is a predicted model, not a curated record. Bases 73 to 1356 code for a protein of 427 amino acids. The transcript has 10 exons.